AUGAACUCUUGAGCCCGAUCGAAAUUAGCAAUGUUUACAGGUAAAGUUGCACUAAUAACCGGUGCGGCCCAAGGUCUGGGAAAAUCAUUUGCGGCAGCGUUACUGCAACAAGGGUGCAAGGUUUGUGUUGCUGACAUCAAUGAUGUAAAACUGCAAGGAACCCUGAAAGGAUUUCAAAGUGUAUAUGGAGAAAAUUGCGUCAUAUCUUCCAAAUGUGAUGUCACGAAUGAGCGAGAUUUCGAAGAAACUUUCAAGCAAGCGAAGUCAUCUUUCGGUCAGAUAAACAUCGUGGUUAACAAUGCUGGGGUUGUAGACGAAGAGAACUGGCAAAGGUGUUUAGAUAUCAACCUAGUCAGCGUCAUUAGAGGUACUCUGCUGGGCCUUAGAUAUUUGAGGAAAGACUGUGGAGGUACUGGAGGUACCAUUAUUAACGUCUCAUCAAUGGCAGGGAUUUUUCCGGUGGAGUAUUCGCCCGCCUACUGCGCCAGCAAACACGGAGUAGUUGGAUACACCAGGAGCUGGGCGCUUCAUCCCGAUGUUCAAAGAAAUGGUGUUCGCCUGCUCUGUCUUUGUCCUGCAUACACGAAAACGAAUAUAUUGGACUACAAACCCAAGGAUCCUGGUGAUCUGGAAUUGGUCCAAAAAUCCAUAAAGACUCUGGGUAUCAUGAGGGUGGAAAAAGUCACUGAUGCUUUUCUCAAGCUUUUGAAAGAUGAGGACAAUAACGGAAAUGUCUUGUCUGUAACAAAUUUAGGCACACAGUAUUGGAAAAUGGCAAAAAUGUAAACUGUAAUGUCAUGCGCAAUUGGUGAACUUGCAAAUUCAUCAAGUUUUCUGUCCAUUUGUAUUUAUAUCAGAUAUGAACUUUGAUUUUAAAAGAGAAUUUACAAUAUAUGAUGUUUAUUUACCCAACCA
Ostrea edulis (European flat oyster) is the source of this 915-nucleotide messenger RNA. RefSeq names its product 15-hydroxyprostaglandin dehydrogenase [NAD(+)]-like. Gene Ontology annotation, cellular component: cytoplasm. The transcript is spliced from 7 exons. Gene Ontology annotation, molecular function: oxidoreductase activity, acting on the CH-OH group of donors, NAD or NADP as acceptor. Lineage: Eukaryota; Metazoa; Mollusca; Bivalvia; Ostreida; Ostreidae. The coding region runs from base 31 to 786 and encodes 251 amino acids. The record is from RefSeq and is a predicted model, not a curated record.